UAGACAGUCACACUGGCAAUCAGCUGUUUUGUGUGGCAGAUCAAAACAACAAAGAAAACUUUAGUCAAUAUUGUUUAUCAAUUAAAAUCCUUGAGGAAAAACUUAAUCGCCAUGGAGGGCCAUCUGCGCCUGCACAAGGUGGGCGACUACGCAGCACCGAGCCAUCAGGAGAAGUCCAGCAAGGCGGGCGGCACCAUGGAGCAGCUCUCUGGCGUGAUGCUAAUAAUCAUCAUCAGUGGCGGCGUACUCACCUGCCUGAUGUUGUUCAUCUUCGCCAAGCGCCAGAUUAUGCGCUUCCAGCUGCGAGGACGACGUGGUCCCCACGUGCCGGUGGGCAACGACGCCAAGAAGGCGCUAAGACGCGAGAUUGAGCGGCGGCUGGACUGCAUCCAGAAGAUCACACAGGAGCCAAAGCUGCUGUGGACCGAUGGCGAAAAGUACAUCGUUCAGCCGGAACCGGAGGCCCCUCUCCCGCCGUACUACUACCGCAUGAAGGCGGUGGACGACGUGAAGCUGCUGGAAUCAGAGAUCGCUCGGGCAGAUGGCAGUUCGCGGCACGCGCCGGAAAGCCUGAGAGCCUUUCUGCUGACCACUUUGUCGGUUACGCUGAACGGUGCCGGGCAGCGGAUGAUUCACCAGUACUGCGACAUGUACGAGCACGCCCGCCACGAUCCCAAUGAGUUCGGAAAAGACGAGUACGAGGCGUAUCACCAUUUGCUGCUGAAACUGUUGGAGGCAUCCAAGCAGCUGAAGAACUACAAUUCCCGGAAAGCUUCACCCGCUCGAACUCCUCGCAAACAGACCAAGAUGCAUUCCCUCCUUGAUCCUGCUCGGCUGCGUCCGCCCACCACCUUGGAAAAUGUUCAACCCAGCAGCGAACUCACGACUGGGCAGCAUGCCAAGGUCAAUUUAACGCUGGGUCUACAGGGCGGCGGCGGUGGAGGCGGCGAUGGGGAUGCCGAACUGGCCACCAAUCCUCUUCAUCUGCAGGCGCCAUCCGAUAGGGACCUUAUUAUACGCAAUAGAAUUAAGACGCCCACUUUGGACGACAUUAUAGUAGAGGCUGAUCACCACCAGAACAGCGAUGCAGGGCCCCUAGAAGACAACGAGAUUAAAAGCAUAUCGUCAAUGCAGUUCCAGCGGAGCUCCAGCAAUGUCUAAGCAUGUUGGCUACAUUUUAAGUAUUCUUUAGUUACUAAUGGUUAUCACUUAAAUUUAUUUGUUUUUGAUAUUUGCUCUCUUAAAUGCAAUGAAAAUACUUUAAAAAAAAAUCGUAUUUAACAAUUUUCUUUGAAAGUAUUUUCUUUAUUUUUUAAAUUUUUUAAGAAAUCUAUAAUAAAUCUAUAAUUUCGUAAACUAUUGCCUAACUUCAAAAUAGCCAAUUGGGCAGCUCCCUCCUAAAAUAUGAAAAUUUGCGUCUGGUUUUCUUUAAUAUUUAAGCUUAAACGCUGUUUCCAAAAUAAAAAAACGCUCUUUAUAAUAUUAAUGAA
Drosophila rhopaloa is the source of this 1490-nucleotide messenger RNA. Its product is annotated as protein C1orf43 homolog. Bases 112 to 1161 code for a protein of 349 amino acids. NCBI's taxonomy places the organism in Eukaryota, Metazoa, Arthropoda, Insecta, Diptera, Drosophilidae. The transcript is spliced from 2 exons. The record is from RefSeq and is a predicted model, not a curated record.